AUGACGGCGCAGUUCGAUAACCUGUCGUGCCAUCACUCCAUCGACGACUUCCGAAACCGCGUCUACUCCACGCUCUACUCCAUGAUCAGCAUCAUGGGCUUCGUCGGCAACGGCGUUGUGCUCUACGUCCUCAUAAAAACGUACCAGCAGAAGACAGCCUUCCAGGUGUACAUGCUGAACCUCGCCGUGUCCGACUUCCUCUGCGUGUGCACCCUGCCCCUGCGCGUCAUCUACUACGUCCACAAAGGCAACUGGUUCUUCAGUGACUUCCUGUGCAGGAUCAGUUCGUACGCGUUGUACGUCAACCUGUAUUGCAGCAUUUUUUUCAUGACUGCAAUGAGCUUCUUCCGUUGCGUGGCCAUCGUUUUUCCAGUCCGGAACAUCAAUUUGGUAAUGGAGAAGAAGGCUAAAUUUGUCUGCAUCGGCAUCUGGAUUUUUGUCACCCUGACAAGCGCUCCCUUUCUGCGAAACGGGACGUACCAAUAUGGCAACAAGACCAAGUGCUUCGAACCCCCAGAAGACUCUCAGAAGACAAAUCUAGUGGUGAUCCUGGAUUUUAUUGCCCUAUUUGUGGGUUUCAUUUUUCCCUUUAUUAUCAUAACUAUCUGCUACAGCAUGAUCAUAAGGACCUUACUGAAAAAUUCUUUGAAGAAGAACCAGGCUAACCGCAAGAAGGCGGUCUGGAUGAUCAUCAUCGUGACGGCCACCUUCCUGGUCAGCUUCACCCCGUACCACGUUCUGCGCACGGUCCACCUCCACGUGCUGCGGCUGAAGAACGCCAGCUGCGAGGACGCCAUAUACCUGCAGAAAUCUGUCGUGAUGACGCUCCCCUUGGCAGCUGCCAACUGCUGCUUUGACCCACUUCUCUAUUUCUUCUCAGGAGGCAACUUUCGGAAGAGGCUUACCACGUUUAGGAAGGCUUCUUCCUCCAGCUUAACGCAAGCCUUCAGGAAAAAGUUCUCCGUGAAAGAGAAAGAUGAGGAACCCUUUGGAGAAAGCCAUAGGGAGAAUGGAAAGUCAACUGUGGCCUCUUCAUAA
Molecule: messenger RNA, 1038 nt
Organism: Tauraco erythrolophus (red-crested turaco)
Lineage: Eukaryota; Metazoa; Chordata; Aves; Musophagiformes; Musophagidae
Gene: CYSLTR1
Product: cysteinyl leukotriene receptor 1
Biological process (GO): G protein-coupled receptor signaling pathway
Cellular component (GO): plasma membrane
Molecular function (GO): leukotriene receptor activity
Source: RefSeq, a predicted model, not a curated record